UUGUCCUGCCAGGCUUUGUAUUUAGGUAGUUACUUCCGUAACCUGAUCUCCACCCGGCAAUCGUCCAAGGACUCCAUGUAUUUCACGAACAUUUUCGGAGUAUCUGAAGGGCAGGACUUAAGAAAGUUGAAGCAUUGCCCUGUCGCCGUGACUUUAGUGCUGUCAUGGCGCGUGCUGGCGGGCUGUACACUGAAGUCCUACAGACAGUGCAUUAGGUGAUCGUUUUUAUUUUUAUUAUUCAGAAACCACACGAACCACUUUAAGCAGCUUCUGCUGGUGCUUGGUGUGACGUUCUGCCCAUAAUGGAUCGACGAGAAAAGACGAUGCGGGGUAAAGCUCGGUCUUCCGAAUGAACUUUGCAGGCUAAAUGAAGAUGGAGAAGACUCCCUUACCUACUGACGAGGAGGGCGUGCACACGCCGGAUGGCCAGUCAGAUACAAUACCGCUGGAGCCGAGGGCAGAACAAGCAGAAGGGCAUGUGGUCCCCGAACCUGGCCGUCCGGCCUGGGACAGCAAGCUGCAGUACGUGCUGGCACAGGUGGGCUUCAGCGUGGGCCUGGGAAAUGUCUGGAGGUUCCCCUACCUGUGUCACCAGAAUGGCGGAGGAGCCUUCCUGUUGCUGUAUGUGCUCCUGCUGAUGCUGGUGGGGGUGCCACUAUUUUUCCUGGAGCUGGCGGCGGGGCAGUCUGUCCGGCAGGGCAGCAUCGGUGUGUGGAAGCACGUUGCCCCCCAGCUGGCGGGAAUCGGCUACUCCAGUUGCAUGGUGUGCUUCUAUGUGGCCCUUUACUACAAUGUCAUCAUUGCCUGGAGCCUCUUCUACCUCAGCAAGUCCUUCCAGUCCCCCCUUCCCUGGGAGCAGUGCCCCAUCUACAGCAACUUCACCGGUCAGUCCCUCUGUGUUGGGUAUAGCGCUGCGUCCUCCCAUGCUGGUGACUCACUCCGCAAACUCUCUUCUCAUCCAGUCCAGGAAUGUUCCAGAACCUCCCCCACUACCUACUUCUGGUUCCGCGAGGCCCUGGACAUUACAGACUCCAUCGAGCAGACUGGGCAGUUCAACCCCAAGAUGACUGGCUGCCUGAUGGCCGCCUGGGUGAUUGUCUGUCUUGCCAUGAUCAAGGGCAUCAAGUCAUCCGCCAAGGUGAUGUACUUCUCCUCUGUGUUCCCCUACAUUGUUCUUCUCUGCUUUCUCUUGCGGGGGCUGCUGUUGGAUGGGGCCUCUGAAGGCAUUUCCUAUAUGUUCUAUCCUAAGCUGCAGAUCUGGGGCGAGGUGCAGGUCUGGAGGCAGGCCGCCACGCAGGUUUUCUUUGCCCUGGGGCUCGGCUUCGGCUCUGUCAUCGCCUACUCCUCCUACAACCCCCCGAACAAUAACUGCCACCGCGACGCCCUCAUGGUGUCCCUCAUCAACCUGCUCACGUCUGUGCUCGCCUCUCUCGUGGUCUUUGCGGUGCUGGGCUUCCGUGCAAAGAGCAUGGCGAUGGCCUGCGUGCUGCGGAACGUGGGCCUCCUGACGGAGAUGUCAGCCAUGGGGUCCGUGCAGCAUCUCCUGCUGCCGUGGGCCAACGGAUCUGACCCUGGAUCAGUGUCCCUGUGGGAAUACCGGGAGUGGUUCCAGCAGUAUGGUGCCCAAAUGGGGAGUGGCAUCACGGACUGCAGCCUGGAGGAGGAGAUGAACCAGGGAGUGGAAGGCACGGGGCUGGCCUUCAUUGCCUUCACCGAGGCCAUGGUUCUGUUCCCAGCCUCGCCUUUCUGGUCCAUGCUCUUCUUCCUCAUGCUGCUCAACCUCGGCCUCAGCACCAUGUUUGGCACCAUGCAGGGAAUCCUCACCCCCCUCAGUGACAACUUCCAUCUGCUGAGACGCCACAAGACCCUGCUAACGGUGGCCAGCUGCAUCCUGGGCUUUCUCAUCGGCCUACUCUUCACCCAGCGCUCCGGGAACUACUUUGUCACCAUGUUUGAUGACUACUCUGCCACCCUGCCACUCAUCAUCGUGGUCGUAUUUGAGACGCUUGCCGUGUCCUGGAUCUACGGCGCCGACCGCUUCCUGGAUGACAUAGAAGUCAUGCUCCAGUGGCGCCCCCCAGUGGUUUACAAGUACCUGUGGCAGUUUGUGUGCCUGCUGGCCAUGGUGGGUCUUCUGGGGGCCAGUUUGCUACGUAUGUUCUUCAAAUGGCCCACCUACACAGCCUGGAACCAGAGCAUGGCCUCCGAGAGGGUGCUGCCGUACCCCGGUUGGGCUCUUGCCCUCCUCUCUCUGCUCAUCCUGCUGGCCUGCCUGCCUCUGCCUGUACUUUACAUCCAUACCCUUCUGAGGCGUCGCCUAGGCAGCCGCGGGGCCCCACUGGAGGCAGGGCUUAGCCACAGAGACACAUAUAUGAAAUGCGAGACGGACGAACCUGCCGCCGCCCAGCAGCUCAUCCCAUUGGAGGGGGAGCAAGAAUCUGACAGGGGCUCCUUCCUGUCACUGGGUGCAGAGCACUACAGGCUCCUCCCUCAGAAGGACCUGGUGGAGGAGGACAUUGAAGAGGACACUGGGGUUUGAGGGAAGGCAAGAAGGGAGAGGGUGAUCAAACGGAAGGAGCGAUGAGGAGAUCAGCCGGUGAUGCAGGCCUGGGUGGAUGAGGAGCUGCUCCAUGCCGUGCUGUCCUCCUCCAGCUUCUGCAGGAGCCACUCUCUGCUCUCGCUGACGCACUGUGAUGUGGCUGAAACUGCACAAUGCAGGCAGACCAGCAUCCAUGUAAAUAAACACACACACACAGACAUACACAGAUAUAUACACACACAGACACACACAGAAAUACAAACACACACAGACACACACAGAUAAACACACACUUAGAUACAGACAGACAGACACAGAUACAUACACACAGACACACACUUAGAUAUACACACACACAGACAAACACACAGAUGGACACAGACAGACAGACAGACACACACACAGACACACACAUACAGAUAAACACACACAUAGAUACACACAGACAGACACGCACAGAUACACACACACACAGACAUGUCAUUUCAGUGGCCAUGUUACGAGCUACACUGGAUGACAGUGUAACUGUGAUAGGGUUUGUGGUGUGUCUGCUGUUAUCAGCAAUCUGAUUGGAUUUAUUUCUGUGUGUUGUUUCGGACUCCCACGGAGUUGUAAGUUUUACUUUGAGUAAGAAAUGAAAAUAUGAAACAAACAAAAUAAAUAGCUUUUCUUUGGGAAAAA
Messenger RNA from Brienomyrus brachyistius, 3220 nucleotides. It is a transcript of the gene slc6a16a, whose product is annotated as solute carrier family 6 member 16a. Gene Ontology annotation, biological process: sodium ion transmembrane transport. NCBI's taxonomy places the organism in Eukaryota, Metazoa, Chordata, Actinopteri, Osteoglossiformes, Mormyridae. Gene Ontology annotation, cellular component: membrane. The coding region runs from base 368 to 2539 and encodes 723 amino acids. The transcript is spliced from 11 exons. The record is from RefSeq and is a predicted model, not a curated record.